UACAGCAUCUGUUCACAGUCCAUAAGUCUUCACACACCAAAGUUAAACUUCAACUGCACCUAGCCCUGCAGCAUAUUUGGUCCGCUGGGUGGAGAGCCUUUACACAGAAUUUGUGGAACAAAUGCCUAAGCUGAAAAGCUGUCAAAGCUGUGCUUUUCUUGGCAGGACCUUGUGUAGAAAGGCUUAUAUAAUGGGGGAGCUAUGAUAAGAAAGAAGAAGGAAUAAGUUGUGCCAAAUUAGAUUGUUUGGGCUGGAUGCUGGGAUCCACCAUAAAUGGAAGUAAGAGAUUCUGUAAAAAAAACAAAAAACAACAAAAACAUUCAUUAGGUGGAAUGUGGGAGAGAUGAGUGAUUUAGAAACAUGAUGGCAAUGUCCCAGAGCUUCAGGACAGUAACGUUUUACCAGAGAUUUUACCAAUAGCCGUGGCGCAUCGCUGUCUUAUUUCAGAUAUGCACACUUUGACAAUCGAUGGAGAUACGGUUCAAACAAACUUGGAAAACAAUUUGCAAUUUAAUUAAAUUAUAUGUGAAAUCUGAAUGUUUUCAUGAUUAUUUGAUCUCAUCAAUCAUCAGAGAAAAGCUGAAACGCAACGAUUAAGACCAUAAGUGCUGUGUUUAUGCGGCUGAAAUCUAAGAGUUUUACGAAUUUAAGAUGUUGUUUUUAUACAUCUGCAGGGUCACAUUUUGCAGCACUGUUUCUCUAAAACCAUCACAGAUUUUAUUUGCUUGAUUUUCCUUUAAUUCAGAUUACUUUUCAAAUUGUUUAAGAUAACAUAGCUAAACUAUCGUGACUUAAAUUGCACGUGCGAUUAAGUCAGUUCAUACUGGUUAAAGAGGUACUACUAUAAUUAUAACGCUGCAAGGAAGAGUCAUGGGCACAUAGAAAUAUUUUCUGUUAUAUCAAGAAGUAUUUCAAGUAAAACAUUCUUCACUCUAGACCUGCAGCUACAAGUCUUGUUUUAACAGCAACACAAUACAAAGGAAGCAAAACUUCAACUGUUCUAACAAGUUCCUUCAAGGGCUGAACCAAUGUACUCCUAAAACAGAGAUGUAACUGAGUACAUGUGUACAGGUCACAGUUGCUCCCACACUUAUCCUGCACAUGUGCACCACUGUGGUAUUUAAGCAGCUUCUUCUGUAAUAUCACAGCAAAGAACUAUGAGAACAUUACUUAAUGCAACAGUACUCCAUACUUUCUGCACUGAGUCACUCUGUGUAAAGAGUGAAACUGUCUGCAUAAACCCAUUUAUGAUUAUUUAGACUAAUAUUUAUCUUUGCACUCGGGGGGGUUAGUUCAAAUUUCAUGGGCAGAUUGUUAAAUGAUCCAUAAAUACGGAAUAGCGUCCACAGAAAUUUGUGAAUUCCACACUUUUGUUGCCAAUGCACAUUCAGGCGAAUCCCAUUACUUUAAAAUCUGCAUCAUAUCCCCUUAAUUUAUUCUGUUUUAGAUGUUAGAAUUGUGAAGAUCCUUCAUUUAUAAUUCUUGUUUGAUUUUACACUUGAUUCAUUUAGCUUAUGCUCUACUUUUACCCAGAGUUCUUUGAGAAAUUGCCACAUAGAAAAGGCUGUUAGUGAUCAAAACUAACAUAAAAAAAAACCAAACAAAAAAAACAGGACAGCCCUCAUAAAUCCACCACUCUGCAUUGCCCACCCAGACUGACACGAGAUCUGCCAUAUGUAUUCGCCCAGCACUUUCCCUUUACCUCUAACGUAAUGUUUCAUUUUAAAGUAACGCCGGACCAAAUGACACGUGGCUAUAACAAAAAUAUUUGAAUGCUUAUGUAUAAACUGACACGCACAGACGCAAAAUCUACUUCUACUUUUACAAACACCAUAUCUGUGCUCCAGAUGUCACUGUGGACUGUGGUUAUAAAUAGUUAAUAUGACCCUUUGUAAGGCUUGUGUCCAUUUUGUUGAGACCGUACUUUUGUGCUUCAAUAGCCAGCUAGCUCAAUAGUCUGAAAAUCUACACUAAGUUAUUUUUUUUCUCUCUCUCUUUGUGGAGAGUGAAAAGAGAUUGGAGCAAUAAUCCAGCACGGAGCGAUGGAUUAAGGUGGUUUCCUGAGCUGUUUGUGCUCUAAGGGCAGUUUGAGAUUUCCUGUAAAAAAAAAAAAAAAAAGAUUUUUUUUGUUAUUUCAUUUCUUUCACAUUACUUUAACUUUUGAUGUAUUUCCAGUCCACACAGUAAAUAUUUUAUGAUUACCUCAGUUUUCUCAUGUAUCUUUGUUUGGCCAGUCUGCUUUCCUUUAGUAGCGUUAGAAUUUUUGUUUUGCCUCCCACUUCCAUGGUCUGCAGCCAAGCUUCCGUCACACAAUGUACUGUAACGGAUCAAGAUGUGCUUACAUAGUUGUAAACAUACGGACGGUGAUUUAAACAUUUUUCAAGUGAGGCAGGGGAGUGCAUGUGUGUGACUGUGCAGGGUGCUGGCUCUGACUGCCUCUUCUGUUUAACUAACAAAGAUCCUCAUGAGAAACCCUUCACAUUCUGAGAGCUUUCAGUCCUACCGAUUUAUGAUGCACAGCAAAGGUAAAAUUGUGCACCUCUGCAUGUCAUGCAGAAUUUGCGUCGGCAAAUCCUCAUUAUCAGUGCCAUUUUUCUGCUGUCUAGGAAGGAUGAGAUGCACAUCAUGUUAUCAUGAGUGCAAGAUGGAGGGUCAAAUAUAUAAUGAGAUCGCUUGUGGCCAUUUUUUCCACCUUGCCUGCAUACGAUUAAUCAUCGUGCAGGACUUUAACUUCCCAUUUAUUGUCAUAGCUAGCACCCAUCUUAACAACCAGAACAUAUACUGCUAAAUUAAUUGUCAAACUUAUGUCCUUUGUCAAGAACUAUGAGUAUAUUCUUCCUUUCCUAUGCAGAGGAGAGCCAAACCGAUAUCGAUCAUUAGUUUAAUUAAAAGGCCAGUUCCAAAUCACAGCUUUAGAGUCUGAAGAUCCACAGCUGAUUAAAAAUAAUGAGGACCAUCAUUCUUCUAUUUUACAGUUGCAAGGUACUGAUAUGGUGUUGUCAUUACUAAUAAUUAAAUGGAACCGCAGUUUGCGACAUUUGAUGAAAAAAAUACAGAUCUAUAGUUCAAAAACAAUCAAAUUAGGCCCAUCUACAGCUGAAACCACACUUUGCAAACACUAUAUAAAGAGACAUUAAUUGUUUUUCACACUGUCUGAUGUGAAAUCAGAAUAAACGUUUCUGCUUUUAGGUCAAUUAGGAUUACAGAGAGUUUUUCCCUAAAUGCUAAAUUCCAGAAAAUCAGAGAUAAUUUUUUGAGGUUAUUUUGAUUUAUUUCAUCAAAAGUCAAAAGUUUAAAUACACUUCAUUAGUAUGCCUUAGCCCUUAUACUGUAUGACUUUGGUCAAAUGUAUUUGCUUUCCUUCCACAAGCUUCUCAAAAUAGUUGGCAGGAAUUUUGGCCCAUUUCUCCUGACAGAACUGGUGUAUCUGAACCUUGUUUGUAUGCUGACUGGGUCACACAUGCAUUUUCAGCUUUGCCCAUUAAGGCUUGAUAGGAUUCAGAUCCAGUCUUUGUGAUGGUCUCUACAAAACAGUGACUCCUAGCAUCACUCUGGAAAAUGAUAUUAAGGCAUUUAGAUUUAAAUUAGGCUAUUCAAUUUGAGGAUAGCAAGGGACAAAGAUAAAAGAAAUGGGAAUAAAGCUUGAAAAUCAGAAGGGUUGUUGUUCCAGCAGAACCGUGACCAGAAAAUGGCUGGUUGCCACAAAGAUUUUAAAGGCAUCCAGAACAAAAUGGUCCCAAAAUCAUGGUAGCAAAAAAAACAAACAAAAAAAAAAAACAAGUCCUGUGGGGGAAAAAAAUGGUGCAAUGCAAAAAACAGCAACUCAAAAAUAUGAAUGAAGUGCACAUGAACAAUAGCGUUCAUAUUUGUAAUAUGUAAAGAGAAGCUACUCAAUGUAAUGUGUGUGUUCACUUGAGUUCUUAUAAGAAUAUCGUCAAGCAAUUAAUGAAAUGUAAUUUGUUGCUUUACGGUGUUGAAGUUAUAUAACAUAAUGCCCUUAAGAUUUUGUCAUUUCUUUAUCUUUAGAAUACAAAAAAAUCAAGUGAAAAUGUCCAAUUUAAUCUAAAAAUAAAAUAGUUGCUUCUCAUCUUGACUUUGAUUCCACAUCAAUCCAGAUGCCAAGCCGUUUUAGGGCAACAUAUUAUUGUUUAAUGCACAGGAGUGCAAUGUUUUAUUUUGUUUUAGGUUUUUGAUGUGACUUUACCUAAUUAUGCCCAUCUUUUCUUUUCUUCCUGUCACAGAUCAAUUUUCAUACUAAAUAAAUCCCAGGGUUAUAUCUCAUGCUCAUUCUUAAAAUGCUCACCCCUCAACCCACCAUAUUGUGUUUUCUCUGAAUCUAUCCCCCUGCUUUAUGCUUUGCUAUAUAAAAUAUUUCUCUGAUAUUUUAGUUAGCUUUGUUUGUAGGAUGUAAAGAUGUUGAAUUUAGGAUUACAAUCAGAGACACCUCCACUGUAAAAAGUUGAAGUAUUUUAUUAUGAGUGGCUUUCGGUGUCAUUUCAAGGAGGGCAUUACUGUCCACUGAUAUUUCAUUAAAUCAGGUCCUUAGUACCUCUAGAGGGAUCAGAAAUAAGUUCUCCUCCCAAGCCCAGCAGCUAUCCACACAGGCAUGAGGAUAUUUGCAUGGAUUCCUGAUAAAUCUUCCCUGAUCUAUCCCAUUAUGACAUCUGCAGAUGUGUGUAACCACUUUCUAUGUGACCUUUCAUAACUUUUAUCAACCUCCUUAUCACAUAUGAGUUCAGAUCUGGCUUAAGUAACUCAAUCAUUACAGUUGUCUCGCAUUUAAAGUCAAGAAAGAAAGGCCUUGAGAAAAAACAGACAAACAAAAAUUUAACUUAAUGCUGUAUUUUUCAUAGGUUUGGAACUUUUAGGUUUUGAUAAUGGUGUGUUUUUAGUUUUGCGUUACAGAGCAAACUACAUUUAUAUCCUUGAAACUCCUAGCACUGAGCCAGGCUUUGUGGGCACCGUACAGCCCUCUCCAUUAGGGAACUGGUCCUUACAUAGCAGACCACACACACUCUGCAGGUAACCUCAAACAUCUUUGGGGUGACUCCUGUUAUAGAAAUGUAUGAUUUUAAAUGCCAAUACUAAUGCAUGUGUAAUGUAUUAUGUAUAAAAAUAAAAUGUCUUUAAAUAAAACUUUCAAAAAUAUCCCCCUCCCUGUUUGAGGCACGGAGGAAGAUUAUUGAAGCACUUUUAGGCAGCUACUGUUGCUUUUGGGUUUCAAAGCCAUACAUUUAACACCUGUUUCUGUUCUACAGGAGGAGCUUUUAUGCUAGCGAUGGAUUGACAUAAAAUGAAGACAAAUGAGGACGUGUGUGUAAACACAAGCACUUCUAUGGAAACCCUACCUUUUUGAGGAAAUGGUUCCCUGGCUUCCUUUUCCACAUGCCUGCUGCUCCACUUCUGAGUCAGCAUGCCUCUAAAACACAACAAACAUUGGAGCCACACACACAGCGACUACAGCUACAGGCCCCACAACUUGCCCCUGACUGACAACUUUGGGAAAAGAUCCGUCAGGACAUUUGUGGACUUCAGGCACACAAACAUGCCUGAAGGUCUGGACAUAAAAGGUUUCCCACUGUUGUGUUUAAUCAACUUGACAUGUGUCUCGAAAGUCAAAGUAGUUAGCUUCCUUGUGGGCUUGGUGCUGAUGUUUCUCAUCAUGGCUUCGUACCUCCUGAUGUGGGACAGAAAAGGACUUCUGCUCUCUGCGUUCCCCCAUCCUUUCAGGCCCGUGGUUAUCAUGACCGGUGCAACAACUGCUGAAGACUCUCUUGACAGGAGCUUUAUAGAUGUGAAAACGCUGGUAAAGAUGAUCAACUCCAAUGAGAAGAACACGUCCAGGAAGGUACCUGACGAAAAGGACGUCAUCAACACAGACCCACGUUUCUUUUCAGUGAUUCCUCGCCAUUUCCUGCCCCACGUCAAGAGCCCAUGCUGGUACGAGGAGCUCUCCGGUGAUCUUGGCACGGACCCGUACAAGAACAACCGCUUCAGUCUCCGCUCCAAGAGUUUCAAGAACGUGUGCGACCACAUGAGAGCCAGGUUCCACCAGAAUGUGUGCGACAUAGACGGGAAACGCUUUCGCCUGCGCUGCUUGCCGUACUUUUACAUCAUCGGUCAGCCAAAGUGUGGCACGACAGACUUGUUUCACAGACUCUUGAUGCUUCCAGAGCUUAAAUUUAACACCAUAAAGGAGCCACACUGGUGGACCAGGAAACGCUUCGGUUAUAUCCGUUUCAAAAAAGGCUUCCAGGAGCGUUUUCCGAUAGAGGAUUACCUGGAUCUGUUUGACUUGGCAGCCAUCAACAUCCAAGUAGGAAUCAGUGGGAAUUCAUCUGGAGAGCACUGUGCAAAUGAGAUCAUAACAGGGGAAGCCAGCGCAUCGACUAUGUGGGAUAAUCAAGCCUGGAGUUAUCUCCGUGGAAACGAGGAGCAGACAGAACCUCCGUUCCUAGCUCAGGACUUCAUCCAUGCAGUACAGCCUGGCGCCAAGAUCAUCAUAAUGCUUAGGGAUCCAGUUGAGAGGCUUUACUCCGACUACUUGUACUUUACCUUGGCCAAUAAGUCUGCAGAGGAUUUUCAUCAGAAGGUGGUUGAGUGUGUCCAGUUGUUUCAGUCCUGUCUCUCUGAGAGGUCACUGCGAUCAUGCGUCUACAACACCAACCUUUUCAACGUCAUGCCGGUAAGACUGACACUGGGAAUGUACUUUGUUUUUGUCCUGGACUGGCUGACUGUUUUCCAAAGAGAGCAGAUUCUAGUUCUUCGACUGGAGGACUACGCAGCCAACCUCAGAAAAACUCUCAAGACAGUUUUAGAUUUUCUCGGUGUGGGCCCGCUGUCAGAGCAAGUGGAGGCGUCGCUGACCAAACGUCCAAUGUCCAAUACGCGCCGGGCGAAAGACAGGAUCCUUGGUCCCAUGCUGCCAGCAACCAGGAUCCUCCUCAGUCAGUUUUACCAGCCAUUUAACAGUAAACUGGCCAGCAUUUUGAACAAAAAGGCUUUCCUCUGGAGUUUCAGCUGAAGCAGCCUGAGCAGGAAUGGAACCGAAUGGAGUUGAGAGAUCAGAGAGAAAUGUGACAGCAGGCUGCAAUGAAACGCCUGAAGUGAAUCUACAGUGAAAGUACUGAUGCUCACGGCUCUUUGAAAGCAGGACACUUCAAGUCAAUAUGAAAAUGAAGUAAACAAACUCUCAUUUCACAAAGUGCAUUCUUAAGAGUCCGUGCAACAACAUGCCUGAAUAGUUUCCACCUAAUUUAUAACUGAGAAGAACGAGUUAAGUGUCUUGUGCUGUAAUAGUUUGUUUUGAACAUGUACAAAUAAACAGAAUUUGUUUCGGUUUGUUUAUUUCUGUCACAUUUGGUUUUAGGUUUGAAAAAAGCCUAACAUCAAAAAAACAAUUCAGGGGAUUGUAAUUAAAAAAAUCUGAUUCUCA
Molecule: messenger RNA, 7435 nt
Organism: Poecilia reticulata (guppy)
Lineage: Eukaryota; Metazoa; Chordata; Actinopteri; Cyprinodontiformes; Poeciliidae
Product: carbohydrate sulfotransferase 15-like
Biological process (GO): hexose biosynthetic process
Molecular function (GO): N-acetylgalactosamine 4-sulfate 6-O-sulfotransferase activity
Source: RefSeq, a predicted model, not a curated record